CCUCUCAUCCCUUUCGCCUCAAUUCGCCUGCUCCUGGACGGCCUCAGUCCCCCGGGAACAGCGACGAGCCCGACAAAACACUCUCGACCCGCGCGGUUCUUAUAUCAGAGCCGGCCCGAAGCUACCAAACACUGACUGACUGCUCGCUCGCAUCUCCACUCCGCCAGAAACUUUCACUCUUCAUCCCAUCGAUCCUCCGAACCAGCUUGUCACCCAGUCCUCUUCCUCGCCGUCUUCUGCACGCCAGACGGAGCCCGUUCCUUGCAUUGAACUGCACUCCCUCUACUCCUUGCAUCGCACGCCAUCCCGCCCCGUUCCUCGAUCGCGUGUGAGUUCGGUAGCCGAGCGCUCCUGUCACCCGCACACUUUUUUCAGCCCUUUCAGCCCUCCCCGCGACGAUCUCCCAUAUCCCACUCCUCCUAGGCGCACCCAUGAGCGCGUUGGCGUGAUCGGAUACCUGCCUGCCACUCGUCGACGGUCUCUGCACGUCGCUCUCCCUGCGUUUCCCACGUUCCCAUUCGUUACCAGACCGUCCGCCGCCACAGCUUUCGCUCGCCCAUUGCCUCGAAUUCUCCCACAGCUCGAAUUGUGCCAUCAUUGGCUCUCCGAACUGCCUGAACGAGGGAAGCAUCGUUUCUUUUUUCUUUUUCUUUUUUUUCGCUUUUCCCGCACUAUUGCACGUCAACCGGACCCCUUCUGCCUGCACCUGGCCUGCUCAAGAAACCGAGUUGCGUCGCACGACAUACGCCUCUUUCCAACAUCUCACCCUCUCCGCCCUCACUCCCUCGUGAUCUGGGCUGUCCGUGUAUUGUCACCGCUAUUUUCCAAUUUAGAGCCUGUCGUGCGACUCGACGGAACCGUCCCUUUUCCUUUUUUCUUGCCUCUGCGCCGAUAAUUCGCUUCAUCCAAGAACUCCUCACUCGUGUAGACACCAAUCCGCCAAGCUGGAAUCGCUCACUGACCCCUCGUUGCUUAUUCCUGGUUCGGUGCUGUCCCCAGGUCGUCCGGACAAGACACUAUUAUAACCUGCAGACGGUUACAUGCAGGGCGGGGGGAAUUUUCUCCCGCAAACGUGGGCAUCGAUCGGCAACAAAGGAGACGCGCUGACUCUCCACAAGCCGUAUUAGCCUGAAUCCCGUUCAGCCACUCAUCCUCACUCCAUCUGCGGGGAUUGCUAUUCUUGAGCUUUGCCGCAAUUAUUAGCGCUUUCGCAUCCAAAAGAAGACACGGGAGGAAAACGUAGGUGUCCUGCUACGCCCCAUCGCGACAGGGCAUCCUCCUGGAAAGCUAUAUAUUAUGACGACUAAUGCCAUAAACGGGCCCGUUCUUCCGACACCGCUUGCAACCCCUGGGGAUAACAACAAGCCUGCGGAUACAACUAUGGCCGAUCAGGGCACCCGGCCCGAGUCACAGCCUCAGGGUCAGAAUAACGGUGCCAAACCCCAAAACGGCCAAACGAAACCCAUGUCGGCCGCAAACGCGAAGGAUCCCUUGCGUCCUCGAAGGAAAAAGGCAAAGAGAGCUUGUUUUGCCUGUCAGCGGGCCCACCUUACGUGUGGUGACGAGAGACCGUGUCAGCGUUGUAUUAAACGCGGAAUUCAAAAUGCGUGUCACGAUGGUGUGCGCAAAAAGGCGAAAUAUCUGCACGAUGCCCCAAAUGAAGCCCUCAUGCCUCAUCUCCAAGGACAUUUAUAUACCACCCAGGCAAACACAGCUCGCCACACCAUGCCUCUCACCCGCAAUGGCUCCAAUUCCAAAACCAAUUUCUACCCUCAACAACAAAGCAGUUUCAACAAUUUCUACCAGAAUAAACCAGAUCCAACGUUAAACCAGCCACAAGUCCAUGACACCGGCAGACCCGACACCUUUCCGUCCCAGUCUCCCGUUUCGCCAACCUUCAACAUGACGGCCAACCCAGCAGCAUCUGGAAACCAGGGCCUACCCUCUUCCCUUUCUGCUUCGAACAGUAAUGCUUCAGGCCAGGCCCAAAAUGGAUUCGGCUCUGCAUUCUUUGACCCCAGCGACCCAGCCCUAUUUAAUUUUGAUCUUGCAAGUAUGAAUUUUGGAAAUCACUACGGUGCUUUGGAAUUCGGUAUGCUUGGACACAUGGCGACCGGCGCUGGAGAGACACCGCCAAGCGACGGUGCGACUCAACAUGGUUCUGUUGGCCGAAGUGGCUCCGGCACAUACACGGCCGGGUCAAAUUUCGGAGAGAGCCCUACGGGGCAGCCUUCCUUUCUAUUUGGCGACCCUACCAUUGGAGGCGAUUGGACAUCAUCUGUGAAUACGCGGAACAUAUAUGGCCAAAAUAUGAACAAUAUGUCAGAGACGCCGCACGCUUUUGCGAUUGAGAGCGCACCGGCAAAUUUUGCGAGUCCAAAUUCGAUAGAGAGUCCGCUACUCACAAACACCACAACAUUUGACGAUAACACCGCUCCAACGUAUGCCAACCGUGCCAAUAUCAACUCAGUGCCCUCGCAGAGACAGCCAGUGGUUUCAACGCCACAACUCAAACAUCUGCAGGUGGGAAAACGGAGACAACGAAAUCCUUCCGCCAUUUACGACAGUGUCAAGGAGCCUUACUCGUAUACCACGGGCUUCCAUUCCCUUACAGCUUUCAUCCAACGACGUUUUGCUCCUCAGAACACGUUACGGAUAGCGAAAGCUUUGGCGUCAAUUCGUCCUUCGUUCAUCGCCACGACGAAAACACUCAACCGGGACGAUCUGAUAUUCAUGGAGAAAUGCUUCCAGCGCACGUUAUGGGAAUAUGAGGAUUUCAUCAACGCAUGCGGCACACCGACGAUCGUGUGUCGACGAACGGGCGAAAUCGCCGCUGUGGGCAAGGAAUUCAGCAUCCUCACCGGAUGGAAAAAGGAGGUUCUUCUCGGCAAAGAGCCCAACCUGAACAUCAAUACCGGUGGGUCCUCCGGGGCCAUGUCCGGAGUCACCUCCAGGGGAAGUUUCACGCCUCGCACAGGAAUGGACGUCAACCCCACCGGCCGAACGCAGCCGGUAUUCCUGGCCGAGUUGCUGGACGAUGAGAGCGUGGUGGAAUUCUAUGAAGAUUUCGCGAAACUUGCGUUUGGCGAUUCGCGAGGAAGCGUGAUGACAACGUGCAAACUGCUGAAAUACAAGACCAAGGCGGACAUGGACAUGCUCUCCGGGACCACCAGCAGCGCUGGAGGGGAAAACGAACAUGGCGCUGCCGGAAACGGCGAUGUCAAGCCCGAAAACGGUAUGGGCGCGAGCAAUGGACAGUCGCAGCACUCGUUGCAACGACAGCGGAAGUGGAGCAGAGGGGGAAUCGCCGGCGAAGCAGGGAUGAACCAGUUAGGGUUCAAAGAUGGUAAAGUGGAAUGCAGUUACUGUUGGACUGUGAAAAGAGAUGUCUUCGAUAUACCCAUGUUGAUUGUUAUGAAUUUUCUGCCAUGCAUUUAAUGGCUCGUUCUAUUUCCCAUCGGGACCCUGUAGGGCUUGGAGUUUUUCUUUUAUUUUCUUUUUCUUUUUUUGGGGAAUCUAGGGAUUCGACUUCAUAUACACCUUUAUGGAUUAUGGGACAUUGGUUUAACUUAUUAUAAGAACGGGAGUAAUAGGGCGACCUACAAAAAAAAGGAAAGGGGAAAGGAGACAAAAAAAAAGAAGAUAUACGGGUUAUAUCGUGGGCCGCGGAGUCCGGAUAGGGUUUUCUUUUUCUGUCUUAUUCUUCUUCUGAUUCUUUCGCUUCGACACCAUGCCGCGGAGAUUUAACGUGUGACCCUGCAGCGCAUUGUCUCCGCCUCUAUGGAUAUAUAUACCAGCAAUGCUGUUGAUGCGGCAUGUAUACUGAAUUUCAGUUGCGUAGCUAUAUAUACAUGAAAAGAUAACG
Messenger RNA from Coccidioides immitis RS, 3865 nucleotides. RefSeq names its product C6 zinc finger domain-containing protein. Gene Ontology annotation, molecular function: RNA polymerase II transcription regulatory region sequence-specific DNA binding; zinc ion binding; DNA-binding transcription factor activity, RNA polymerase II-specific. The transcript is spliced from 3 exons. The record is from RefSeq and is a predicted model, not a curated record. Gene Ontology annotation, cellular component: nucleus. Lineage: Eukaryota; Fungi; Ascomycota; Eurotiomycetes; Onygenales; Onygenaceae. Bases 1297 to 3438 code for a protein of 713 amino acids. Gene Ontology annotation, biological process: cellular response to starvation; regulation of DNA-templated transcription.